AUGCCCGGAAAUUACGCUGCUGUUCCUCCUGUAGCUUCCGCUAACCGCCCCCCUUUCGGGACCGAUAUCACUGACGGCAGCGGCGCACCUGGUGCGAGAGGCGGAGUGACGACGGGAGGCGGGGGCUUCAAUUCCGCGGACUCGGCGCCGCUGAAACCGCUGGCGAAUGUGAAGCUGCGGCUGGGGACUAAUGAGGACGCGUCGCAGCUAAUGCCGGAAAUUUACCGCGUCGCCAGCGCUGCCAGGGGAGCGGAAUCGGGCGCGCACGUGACAGCGGAAAAUGCGGAGAGGAGCCUGAGGAUUGUACGCGCGACAGACAAUUUCAGUAACGCAAAUCUGCUGGGGCGAGGCGCAUUUGGACAGGUUUACAAGGGCCGGGUGCUGGGCUGCAACAUGGCCAUCAAGCGCCUGCAGGGUGGCGGGUGGCAGGGCCCUAAUGAAUACAGCAUGGAGGUGGAGGUGCUGAGUCGCAUGCGCCACCCACACAUCGUACCCCUCAUGGGCCACUGCCCCGACCCCAAUGCCAUGUGCAUUCUCUACGAGUACCUUCCGGGCGGCAGCCUGCAGGAAUAUUUGGCUGCUAGUGCGAGGAGUGGGAGUGUUGCUGGGGGAGUGGGGUUGGGUGAUGGCAGCAGAAGUUCUGCAGUAUUUCUUGGAACUGGCUCUGGUUUGUCAUCUGGCUCGGUUGCAAGUUCGGUGGCAGGUUUGGUAGCUGCUGGUCCAAUGAAUCAGGUUCUUCGCCAGCCCUUGGCAUGGUACGACAGGGUGCGAAUACUUUCUGAAGUUUCUGGCGCGCUUCUGUACCUCCACCAGCAUUCUCCUCCCAUUGCCCACCGAGAUUUGAAACCCGACAACGUGUUACUCGAUGGAAACCGCAUGAGCAAGCUGGGAGACGUAGGCCUGGCAAGGCUCAUCGCGGAGGACGAUUACAACGUAACCGCACGCGUGCAAGGCACGGUAGGCUACAUAGACCCUGAGGAGGUGGCAACAUGUGAAAUCUCAGUGUUAUCCGAUAUUUACGCGUUUGGGCUAAUUGUGCUCCAGCUGCUAAUGGGGGAGCCUCAGGUGAAGCAGGUUCAUCGCCUGCUAACGGACACUGCAGCAAAAGUAGAUGCAGAGAAGCGUAGAGCUGGGAGAGUGGGAGGGGUGUGCUCAGAGCCAUGGUCUGCUGCUGUGGAUGCUGUCUUGGCACGGCUGGAUAAGUCUGGCGGGGAGUGGCGUGCUGACGUGGCGCGCCAGCUGGCGGUGAUUGGUGUGCGGUGCGCUGACAGAGCAAGGGCGAGGAGGCCUGCCUUGGAAAGAGAGGUGCAGCCUGUGUUGAUGAGGCUAGAGGAGGAAGUGAGAAGGGAAGGGGAGAAGGGCAGGACGGAUGUGGACAACCAGCUGCUGUGCCCCAUUUCGCAGAAGCGCAUGACAGACCCUGUGGUGGCAGCUGAUGGCUUCACAUAUGAACGUUACAUGAUAGAGCAGUGGCUGGAGCGCAACAACACAUCACCGAUAACAGGGCAGCCCUUCCCUCAUAGGCUCCUCACUCCCAACAACACACUACGGAUGUUGCUUGCAUCUCACGCCCAGCUCUCUCUCCCUACCAAGCUUUCCCUCCUCGUGCGCUUCGGCUGCGUGCCGAAUCGCCGUACCUUUACUCCUAUCGAUGGCUUGGCCCCGCUGUUGGAAUGGCGGUGGUAUUUACGUCCCCCGCCUCUGAUUCCUCACCCAUCCUUCGUCACCAUGGACUCCCACCAUAACCCUGACGCCGUCAUGACCGACGAGCAGCUUGCUGCUGGGGACGAUACGCUCACCGAUCUCGGUGACUAUGUCCUCGAAGAUCUUCCCGAUGGCGUCCCGCCGGAACUUAACGAGGAGCCUGCUGCUAAGAAGCAGUGUGGCGAAGGAACCUCCGCUGGCGCUGAGGCUAAUGCGUCUACUGCCACGACGCCGGCGCCGCAACCGAUGCAGCGCUCCAACUCCUCUGGCAGCUCUGCGGCCACGGCCCCCUCAGCAUCCCGUUCGUCGGUUCCGCCCCGGCCGAGGUCCGCCCCGCCCUCUCGCCCCCAGCCUCCUGUCCAGGAGGCCGCGGUGGAGCAGCCUUCCGCUGGACCUGCUGCCAAUCUUUCCCUGUCGGUGCGUUACCGCAACCUCCGCCGUCACCGCUCUUCUGUGGGUACCGAGCUCCGGUCCCUGCGGCGUAACCCGCUAUCGCUGGUUACCGUGAUGUUCCCGGAGUGCUCUGAGGAGGUUCGGGAAAGUAUUCUCUCCCGGAUUGCCGCUGCGCUCCCUGGAUCGGCAGCCUUCAACGGUGCUGUUCCGCAGUUUGACGCGGCCGCGGGUGAGCCGCUGCGCCUGCCGCGCAGGACGUACCAUCGUCACAUCUACUCCUGGACCUCCGCUGCCGACGCACGCAUCUUCCGCGGGCUGUUCGCGACGCCUUUCCUCACGCGGUUCAACAAUAGCCGCCCGAUCGAAGUCAAGAUCUAUGUUGACCCCUACCCGGAAUUUUCGGCCGCGAAAGCUCGCGGCGACACGUACGCGGUGGUGCGGAACGUGCCGCUUGGUGUCCAGCCUGAGGACCUGCGUGAGACCCUGCUCCGCGGCAAAACCGAGGACGAUCUCCCCUGGCUCGCGGAUCUUCUGCAUUUCCACCGGCUCAAGGAUCCCUACGACGACUCGGCCUAUUCUCAGAUGCUCGGCCUCCCCGUCGCGGCAGAAGGCGACUCUGCCUUCGAGCUCAUUUCGGCGCACGCUUCCACGGCGGCGUUCAAAAAGGACCCUGGCCUGCUCCUCAUCGGCAUGGACCUCGACGUGGAGGUGUGGGCCUGCUCGAUCUGCGACUUUGUCUGCGGCAUUGCGCUCGACAGCGCGAUGUUUCACCUCACCUCCGAGCAGCAUCGCAAUAGGCUGCAGGACCCUGCGCACCAGAACGUUUCCAAGGACAAAUACGGGGCCUGGAAGGCCGAGACCCUGGUGCAGCAUCACCGCAUCAAGGCUCUCUUGCAACGGCCCUGGUGGCGCACGCUUUUCUCCGCCGCGCUCGACUCCCCAACCUCCUCUGCUGGAACUAUCGUAGCAGGCGAUUUCAAUGCGGUAUGUUCGGCUGAGGACCGCAACAGGCCGCCGCUAGCCCACGAAACCUCCGAAGGCGUAAUCCUUUCCGCUGCCUUACAGCGACAUGCACUGGCUGACUCCUUUCGUUUAUCCUACCCCAACGAGCCUAUGUUCUCGUUCUUCGCCAUUCCUCGGACCCUCCCACGGGACCCCCCCCCCACAGCUUCCCGCCUGGACCGGAUCUAUGUCCCGUCUUCUCUCACCUCCAGAGUUCUUGACGCGCAGUAUGCCUCCGCUUCCAAGGAACUCACAGAUCACGACUUAGCUCCCUCCUGCUUUAUCCGCUGCGAGGCGCCCAAUCUAGCCCAUAGGCCAUGGCGGCUCCCCCACGCCCUUCUCCAACGCCCACACACCGCCCAGAUCGUGUCCACGGCGUGCCUGGACCUCCCUCCCGCUAUUCACGGAGCAGCCUGGGAUGCUUGGAAGCUCUCUCUGUGCAAUAAACUCAAAGCCUUUGGCCGGCAAGAAAGAAUUCGAACCAAGAAGACCUCUGAGCACUUACAGAAUCUGGUCAGUCACCUCAGGAUAGCCCUCGCGGUCAACCCCACUGACUCCGACACCGCCGAACAGUUACGAGUGGUAUCCCAGCAAUUCGAACGUUACGAAGCCUCGCGUGCUGCUGAUAUAGCGCUCAAAGCCAAACUUAAAGUAGAAGGGCCCCGCGAGAUGGGGAUCUCCUCCCUGCUGGUGGGCAUCAACUCUCGCAUUAACGCCUCCCUAGUCACUUCCCUCCAAUCCCCGACAGGCGAGCUUGUCUCUGAACUCCCUGCAAUGUGCGAGCUCUGCACUGCGUAUUUCCGCAACCUCUACAGCACCUCGCAUCCUGUGCGGCCAGAUGAUAAAUUCUGGACUCACCUUCCCCCCUCACUCAUUCCCCCCAACAUCACUCACCGCCUCUCUCAACCCUUCUCCAUGGCGGAAAUCACAGCAGCAAUCAAGAAACGUCCGCGAGGCAAGACUCCAGGGCCGGACGGCUUACCGGGCGAGUUAUAUCGUUCCUUCCAUACUAAAUUCUCCCCCGCCAUUCACUCCUCGCCUACCGCCCUCCCCCCCUCCAUGCUACAAGGCCGAACAGUGCUCAUCCCUAAAAAGGGCGACGCCACCGUCCUUGACAAUCUCUGCCCUAUUACCUUAAUGAAUUCCGAUUAUAAGAUACUCGCUAUAUGCCUCGCCGCCCGACUUCAACCUUUGCUUCCCUCUCUCAUUCACCACUCCCAGGCGGCAUUCAUUAAGUCCAGGAAAAUUGGAGAUACCCUCAACGACACUCUGGACAUCUUCGAUUGGGCCACCACGCAAAACACCCCCCUCCUGGCCCUCAAGGUCGACAUACGCAAAGCCUACGAUCUAGUGGACCGUGAGUUCAUGCUCUCCUGCCUCGCAUUUCUCGGCCUUCCCCCCCCCUUCAUCCAAUGGGUGCGGCUUAUGCACACAGGGACCACUACUUGGAUAUCAGUCAACAACCUCUGCGGACCAGCCAUCCCUGUCCGCUCCGGCGUCCGCCAGGGGUGUCCCCUCGCCCCCCUCCUUUUCCUAGGUGUUAUCGAAAUUUUCCACCGCUACUCCUCCCACUUCCUCCCCGGUUUCCCCAUUUCCCGCACGCAGCAUCGCCUCAUGGCAUGUUAUGCCGAUGACGUGACUAUCUUUCUCAACUCUGACCAGGAGCUUCAAACGGCAUCUCACAUCCUCCUCUCCUUCGCUGCUGUGUCAGGUGAACACCCAAACAGGGCCAAAUGCGCUAUACUCCCUUUCAACAUCCCCCCCGCUUCAGUUACCUAUGCCGGCUCCAUACCCAUUCGGGGCGAGGCUGAUUUCGAGCGCAUUUUGGGGAUCCAUGUGGGCCUUUCUGGCCGAUCCGAGGUCACCUGGGAAAGAGCACAGACGCAGAUCAGUCGCUCGGCCAGCUUCCUCGCCAACCUUCACGCUUCCUCCACCUGCCGGAAGAAUCUCUCCAACAUCUUCCUCAACUCCACCCUCUCCUUCCCCGGCAGAUUCCAACCGCCCCCCGACCCCUCUAUCCAUGCCAUCGACGCGGUUCCAGCCGACAUGAACGCCCCCCCCCACCACGCUUACGAAGUUGAAGCCGUCCUCUCUGAAACCUCCUUCCAAGCGUAUGCCCGCCGUGUUGACUCGGUCGGACGAAUCUCGAAGGACGUCGAGGCACGUUGCCUCCUAUCCUGUCGAGACUUUGUGCAGGUCUACGUCGUCGACCGGUGGCUGGGAGGGACCUUCUGCUCGGGCGCAGGGCUAGCGGCGCGGUUCGAAAUUUUGCAGGAUGACGCCCCCUCGCUAGCAGCCAUCAGGAAUUUAGCUUACACACAGCAGCCGCUUCCACAUGCCCAACGAUGGAUCAACAUUCUUCCGGAUCCAGGACCCUGCCUCAUUCCAACUCUCACCCACGCCUUCCUAACGGAGCAGCCGUCCUCUCAACGCGACGUGCUGUUCAGGCUCUACUCACGGGCUUUGCCCUCAGGAUCUCGAUUUCUCUACGCAGCCGACAAGGGAAUUUGCGGCGGAUGUAAUAGAGGAGUGGUCGAAGAUCUGCCUCACCUAUUUUUCGAAUGCGGCGUGGCCCAACCUAUCACCGAAGCGCUUCAACGCUCCGCGCGCUCACAUCUGGGGAUCUCCACCUCUGCAGCCUUGACCCUGUUCCCUCUCGCUUCAGCGGCUGGACAGGCCAUCGCGGAAAAGGAAAAUUGCGAUUUUGGGGGUCCGAAGGUUUUUAUGCGAAAAGAUUGCGGUUUUCUUGCGCGAAGUGUCCAAAAAACGACGACCCCAAAUCGCAACUUUCCGUACAUCGUUGGCGUACCUGAACACUGGCGCCAAAAAGUCAAUCGAAAGUGA
Messenger RNA from Closterium sp. Yama58-4, 5943 nucleotides. The record is from the annotation of a GenBank genome assembly. NCBI's taxonomy places the organism in Eukaryota, Viridiplantae, Streptophyta, Zygnematophyceae, Desmidiales, Closteriaceae.